This is a messenger RNA of Nilaparvata lugens (brown planthopper), 4850 nucleotides long. RefSeq names its product amyloid-beta-like protein (gene Appl). Gene Ontology annotation, biological process: central nervous system development; axonogenesis. The transcript has 14 exons. The coding region runs from base 265 to 2508 and encodes 747 amino acids. The record is from RefSeq and is a predicted model, not a curated record. Gene Ontology annotation, molecular function: heparin binding; transition metal ion binding. NCBI's taxonomy places the organism in Eukaryota, Metazoa, Arthropoda, Insecta, Hemiptera, Delphacidae. Gene Ontology annotation, cellular component: neuron projection; neuronal cell body; membrane.
UUGUCUGGAGUGGGGACUGCUUACCUGCCUGAGAGACAAGUUUGACUAUCCUCCGUGCUUUCUGCUACCCUACGUUCUGCACUUUCGGGCUACGGUUCGUUUUGUAACGUUCGUAUUCUCUUGGCUAGAUUAACCAGAAAUCUGCGAUAUCAGUGGCUGAUUGUUUAUCAGAGUAUUGUUGUGUGAAGCUUUACGCGUGGUGUGAAACCCGUAGGCGGUGCCUGCCCCCCUUUUCCAUUGUUUUCAGGGGCCCAAACAUUGAAAAUGGUGCUUCAGUCUUUGAGGUCGAUAAUCCACAGUAGUGCGUUUCUGUUCGGAAUAUUAGCUCUGCUCUCAACGCCCAAUGUACAGGGUGCGGACCUGCCAGCCGCUCACUUUGAGCCGCAGGUGGCGAUGUUGUGUGACUCGAAGGGCAGCGAGGGAGUGGGUGAUGGCUCAUUCAGGAGUCAGUACAUGACCGAGGCCGGACGAUGGACCACUGAUGCCACACGCAAGGUCACUUGCUACAAGGACAAGCUAGACAUUCUCGAUUACUGCAAAAAGCUCAGUUUGCACAGCUCAGUUAGAAUGUUGGGAGCUUGGUCCAAGCUGUUUGCUCGAAUUCAUUCACCGACUAACUCUCUAUUUUGGUUUUCGUGGACAGAAGGUCCAUUCCAGAGCGACGCACUGCUGGUGCCGGAGAACUGCCUGUUCGACCACAUCCACAACCAGACCAAGUGCUGGGAGUUCGACCGCUGGAACGGAACUGCCGCCCAGUCUUGCCAGGACCGCGAUCUGCAACUACGUAGCUUUGCCAUGCUGCUUCCCUGUGGCAUCUCGCUCUUCUCCGGCGUCGAAUUUGUCUGUUGCCCGGCCAAAGCCGACAAGUCAUCAGUGAAGAAGAGCAUGCUGCCGUCGACAUCGAUUUCGGGAUCGGAAGUUUUCGACAGAAUGGAAAACGCUGACCGAGCAGUUGUUGAUGACGCUGAUGGUGAUGACGAUGACGAGGAUGAUGAUCUCGAUGAUGAGGAUGAUGAUGAUUAUGAUAACUAUGAUGACAAUGCCAUUUCUAGCUCGUCUACUACCACUACUUCGACUACUACAACUACUACCACUGCUAGGCCAACUACAGGACUGCCAACUCCAGACCCUUACUUCACGCACUUUGACCCACGUGCCGAGCACAAGGCCUACAAGGAGGCGCUGCAACGCCUGGAGGAGGUGCACCGCGAGAAGGUCACCAAGGUCAUGAAGGACUGGUCUGAUCUCGAGGAACGCUACCAGGCAAUUUCAGGACUGCCAACUCCAGACCCUUACUUCACGCACUUUGAUCCACGUGCCGAGCACAAGGCCUACAAGGAGGCGCUGCAACGCCUGGAGGAGGUGCACCGCGAGAAGGUCACCAAGGUCAUGAAGGACUGGUCUGAUCUCGAGGAACGCUACCAGGACAUGCGCUCGACCGACCCACGCAUGGCGGAGGAAUUCAAGCAGCGGAUGACGGUUCGCUUCCAGCAGACGGUGCAGUCGCUGGAGGAGGAGGGGGCGGCCGAGAAGCAUCAGCUGGUGGCCAUGCAUCAGCAGCGAGUCAUGGCCCACAUCAACCAGCGCAAGAAGGAGGCCAUGGCCUGCUACACACAGGCCCUCAAUGACAAUCCACCAAAUACCCACCGAGUUCAGAAAUGCCUACAGAAACUAUUGAGAUCACUGCACAAGGACAGGCACCACACGAUAGCUCACUUCAGGCAUCUGCUGUCCUCCUCACUGGAGCAGGCCGAACGGGAAAAGGCACUCACUCUCGAACAUCUAGUCGACAUCGACCACAUGGUCAACCAGUCGCUGCAAAUGCUUGACAGGUACCCAGACCUGGCGACGAAAAUCGGUCAACUGAUGUCUGACUACAUCCAGGCACUGCGCAGUAAGGAUGACACCCCCGGCUCCCUGCUCUCCAUGACCCGCGACGCAGAGGCCGCCAUCUUGGACAAGUACAGGGCUGAGGUCACCGCCAUGCAAGAGGACAAGGAACGCGAACGUGUGCUGGAGAAACAGCGCAAGGAGCAGCACAAGCGGGAGAGAGAGGAACUGAAGCAACGCGUUUACGACGGAUCCGCCGCUGACGCAGCAGCUGGUGAUGAGGGGGCAACCACCCCCACUGUGGCACCCCCCUCGCCCGCCCUGCCGCCCCAGCCCCCCCAGGUGCCCCAGCAGCAUGUUGUCGACCCCCAGCCCAGGGUGGCCCAUGCGCUCGCGCAUGACAUAUCGCACGGAGAGCCGACAUACUCAGUUCGACGAGAGGUGUACCACAGGGAGACGAAGAGCGUGUUCCUAACCCUGGCGUUCGCCGGCAUGGCUCUGAUGGCUGUAAUCCUCAUCACUGUCACCGUUCUGCGCAGGCGCAGUGCUCGUCUGCCCCAAAACCAGGGAUUCGUGGAAGUCGACCAAGCUGUAACUCCUGAAGAGCGUCACGUGGCCAAUAUGCAGAUCAACGGCUAUGAGAAUCCCACAUACAAGUACUUCGAAGUCAAGGAGUAAUUCUUAUAUCGUUAUGAAGGUAGAUAGACAAAGCAUCAGAUACAUGGAUGAAAUGCUGACUAUGCAUAUUAUUACCGCUGUGACGAUGUGAAGCAGCCAGCGUCCCAAUUGUAUAUUUUGUACCUCCAAUUGCCGUUUAGUGGAUUAGACUUACUCUAGAAAGACGAAAAACUGAACAGGGGUAUUUUGAUAAAGAAAUAAAUAUUAUUAAUAUGUACACUGUAAUGUUAACAAUAAACAGAUAUAGUGCUGAAUAGGGGAACCGGAACUAGUUGCUAUAUAUAUAUCUAUAUAUGUAUUUUGUGCUGGAUCGUAAUGCAUGAUUUAACAAAUCAUCCAUCUUACACUUUAUUCUAAAUGUUAGGAUCAAAAUAGUGUAGCAAUUAAAUCGUGCAUUAUGAUUGGAUAAUAAGAAUAUAUAAAAUACCCUAAUUGAUAGAUGUGUCUACGUACAAAAUAUCAAUAGACGCAACUUAUGUGUGCCAUAUACGGCGUGAAUAAGUACCCAACCUGACCCUACCUAACCUAACCUAAACCAGUUUCAAGAUAACUUUACCAACACUUGAAAACGUGCCCCUUUUUUCUAUUUUUAAAUAUGGUGUAGAUCAAGGUGUGAAUGGUUUUCUGCUUGUUUUAGAUGAGUGUGAUAUGUAAAUGAAAGAGAAAACAUAUAAUAUAACAUAAUUUAAUAAAGAUGCAAGUCACUCAGACAAAAUUCUAACUGUCCAUAUAUUACUGAGAUGAUAUAUCGUAAUAGGCUAAACUAUAGCAGAUCAACUUAGAGAGGCACUUCAGUAUGUUAAUAAGUGUAGUAAUAAACUAGGAUUAAGUGUAUUUAUGUAUUACCUUUAUUUCUUGUGUAAUUUUGUGUUCGAUUUGUAACAGUUGAUAUUAUUGCUAUUUUUGUGAUGAAACAAUAAGAGAAUUAUAUUUAUCAACGUAUAUAUCUAUGAAAAAUAAUAGAUCAUAAUCAUUAUGAAUGGUUUUAACAUGUCGUUUUGAAAUGAAUGUGUUUGCACUUCUAUUUUAGUCCACUUUUUUAUUAAAUCGCACAUUUUAUUGAAACUCACUUGUAAGUGCACAUUUUGUGAAGGUCUUAUUCGUUUCGAAUUCUCAAUUGAAUUGACUUCAAGAAAUGAAAUUCCAUUUCUAACUAGUCGAUAAAAAAGAAAUGGAUUUGAUUCUAAUGGAUAAGCUAUUCAACAGGUUUGUGUGUUCAUUGUAUCCUUGAAAAUCUAUUCAAGUCCGGAUUUAAUGAUAUGAUUCUAGAAAUGAUAGAAGCAUAGAUCUGAGCUAUCCUAAUUUUUUAUUACUUUAAAUUUUAGUUGAUAUUUUUAACAUACAAGAUUAAAACUUAUUUAAAGUUUCGUCUUGACCAAUGAUUUUUUCAUCAAAACCAUGUUAUAAUUAGAAAGGGUUCUAGCAGAAACAACACUUAUUCGCCCUUGCUCCAAAAAAGAAGGAAAUACUAGGAAUACUCUCGUUUAUAUUUAUAAAUCAGAAGUUAGAAUCUAAUUUGGGAACUUAAUGCCAAAUGUUAGAAGAGAACUUUUGGAACUAUGGAUAAAAACUUUCUCAAUUGGAGAAUUACAAAGAAAAGAAUAAGUGGUGUAUCUGCUAAAACAGUAAUAAUUUAACGUUGUCAGUCUUUUUACCAAAACUUUGUUAAAAUUCUGCUUUAUGUUUUUUUUUUCUUUUUUUGUAACAAUCAAAAUCACGUGUACAAAAUAGAUUUUUUAAAUUUUAAGUUCGUUUAGUACUAGCUUUAAUUUACUGAAAAACAUUUUCUAUGAUGUACAGAUCUCUUAUUAUAGUUGUAAGUAUUUUUCAAUAAUAUUGCCCGCCCUGCUUGUAUGGUGUGAGUAGUGAAUAGUGUACCUCUCUUCUCUAUUGGUACCUUAUAUAGACGGGUAAAUGUGAGAUUUCUGAGUUAGUUCUUCUCUCUCCUCUUACCUCACAACCUUUCCACAGUAUUCCAAUUCCAAAAUGGCGGCUGGUUCCUCUAUACAGCUGGAUCUACCGGUGGAUAAAUAUAGUAAGAUCCUACUGUAAAAUCUAAUGCAUAUUUAUUUCAUUGUAUGUCAGAGCAUAUUUAAAUGAGGACAGCUUUAUCAAACUAACUAUUAUUACUGAUGAAUAAUAAUGCUAAUACUAUGUACUACUACUAUUACCACUACUACUGUAUUAUUCUCGUAUUUUUCACUGUUGUAGGUGUGGCUUUUGCUUUAUUGAUACUGUUCUGUGUAUUGUUAAAAGUAUAAUGUAAUCAGAGCAUGAAAAAUCAGGAUAUAUGCAAGAUGGUAUGUAACAAUAAUAAAAUAAUUUGAUGUAAAAUAACAAAA